Acanthopagrus latus (yellowfin seabream) is the source of this 2582-nucleotide messenger RNA. It is a transcript of the gene gabrd, whose product is annotated as gamma-aminobutyric acid type A receptor subunit delta. The coding region runs from base 462 to 1847 and encodes 461 amino acids. Gene Ontology annotation, cellular component: GABA-A receptor complex; membrane; synapse. The transcript has 9 exons. Lineage: Eukaryota; Metazoa; Chordata; Actinopteri; Spariformes; Sparidae. Gene Ontology annotation, molecular function: neurotransmitter receptor activity; extracellular ligand-gated monoatomic ion channel activity; GABA-A receptor activity. Gene Ontology annotation, biological process: chemical synaptic transmission; signal transduction; regulation of membrane potential. The record is from RefSeq and is a predicted model, not a curated record.
CUCUCUGUGUGUGUGUGUGUGUGUGUGUGUGUGUGUGUGUGUGUGUGUUGCUAGAGGACAGGCGGCGGCGGCAGCAGCGGCGGUGGAUCGGCUCGUUUGUUUGCGGUCGACGCGGGGAGUUUGGCUUCUCCUCGGCGCGCUCUUCUUCUUCUUGUGCGCUCCUGGACGCGGAGGACUCGGGGAGGAAGCGAUCAUGGGUCCAUCAUCUUCAGCAUCAUCUUCAGCAGCAUCAGCACCAGCACUACCACCAGCAGCAGCAGCAGCAGCAGCAGCAGCGCACUUUACUUUCUUCUCUUCUCGGCGGCGCCGGAUCACGACGAGAGCGCACUAAAAUAAAACUCCCUUGGCUUUUGAUUUUUUUUUUUGGUUUUUUGUUUUCUUUCUUUUGUUUUUUACGCAUUUCGUUCGGGGAAACUUUUCUUCUUUUUACCAGUCAGUUAUUCAUCGCACAGAGUGUGGAAAUGGAAGUCCCAACUUUCCUGCUGUCGAGUCUUGCCCUGCUCUUCGUCGGAGGGGAUAUUUUCACCAGGGCCAUGCUGAGUGACAUUGGGGACUAUGUAGGUACAGACAUUGAGAUAUCCUGGUUACCUAAUCUGGAUGAUUUAAUGAAGGGCUAUGCCAGAAAUUUUCGCCCUGGGAUAGGAGGUCCACCAGUGAACGUGGCCAUGGCGAUCGAAGUGGCCAGCAUUGACCACAUCUCUGAAGCCAACAUGGAAUACACCAUGACCGUGUUCCUGCGGCAGAGCUGGCACGAUGACCGCCUGUCCUACAAUCACACCAACAAGACGCUGGGGCUGGACAGUAGAUUUGUGGACAAGCUGUGGCUUCCCGACACUUUCAUCGUCAACGCCAAAUCCGCUUGGUUCCACGAUGUCACCGUGGAGAACAAGCUGAUCCGUCUGCAGCCCAACGGAGUCAUUCUAUACAGCAGCAGGAUCACUUCGACUGUGGCGUGUGAUAUGGACCUGACCAAGUACCCCAUGGAUGAACAGGAGUGUAUGCUGGACCUGGAAAGCUACGGUUACUCCUCAGAGGACAUUGUGUAUCACUGGUCGGAGAGCCAGAGACACAUCCACGGCCUGGACAAACUGGAGCUCUCCCAGUUCACCAUCACUGACUACCGGUUUGUCACUGAGAUGAUGAACUUCAAAUCUGCGGGACGGUUUCCGCGACUCAGCCUUCGCUUCGAGCUGAGACGCAAUCGAGGCGUCUACAUCAUCCAGUCAUACAUGCCGUCGAUAUUGCUGGUUGCCAUGUCCUGGGUUUCUUUUUGGAUCAGCCAAUCAGCGGUCCCUGCUCGUGUAUCCUUAGGGAUCACGACCGUUCUCACCAUGACCACCCUGAUGGUAAGCGCCCGCUCCUCCCUGCCUCGAGCGUCGGCCAUCAAGGCGCUGGACGUCUACUUCUGGAUCUGCUACGUGUUUGUUUUCGCGGCGCUCAUCGAGUACGCCUUUGCUCACUACAACGCCGACUACCGACUCAAAGAGAAGGCCAAGGUGAAGGCCAACAAGCUCAGCUCUGAGUCCAUUGUGAAGAACGGCAAACAGGCCAUGGUUCUGUUUUCCCUGUCGGUCACCGGCAUGAACCAGAGCGUGAUGAUCUCAAACCGCCAGGGGCGGACCCAGCGCUCCAGCAGCGAAAUCCCAGGGGAGGGCGCCGGCGAGGAGCCUGAGCCAAGAAGGAGAAGGUCCAGGCAGACGGAGGAGGCCAAGGAGGAGAAGAAAUGCUGUUCCAAGUGCGUCUGCAAGCCCAUCGAUGCUGACACCAUCGACAUCUACGCCAGGGCUGUGUUCCCUUUCACUUUCGCCGUGGUGAACGUGAUCUACUGGGUGGCGUACACCAUGUGAGGAAGAGGCAGCAGUUCUGUACGAAUGGGCUGCCAUCCAGGACUGUAUAUAAGAAACUGCUGGAGCUGUGCCACUUCAAUGCUGGCCGACUGGCGCAGCUGAAAUAUACUGCAGGCCUCAGUUAAAAAAACAAACUUCAGAUGAAAUGAAGUGUUACGGCCUGUGAUUAUGGAAGUAUGCUAAUUGAUGGAAGUAGUUAUGAGUUUUGAAAGUAUUAACGGACUUCAUAUAUUUAGAUACAGACACAGAGACUCGUGUAAAGGCAAGGGACUGUGUUGCCUGCUGGAGGUUCACACACACAGUGAACAGUUUCACACGUCACCCUGUUAUAUGAACUGGACACAGGACGCAAACCAUCCCGCUUGAGUACCUGCAGCACCGACCACACGCUCCCAUCUCGCAAACACAAAUAAGCAUAGUUAGCUUAACUAACUCAAAGCCACAAUCUGGAGUGAACCGCCUGUUAUCUCGAAAAAAGCAAAAAAAGCGCCGCCCAAACCACAGGAUAACAAGAUGAGGUGUACUACUAUUCUGCAUGGCUGAUAACUCCCCCUCCUCCCCCCCUGCCAUCACCACUGCCACCCCCCCUCCCUUCCUCCUCUCUGUCCUUUGGUCCUCCACCCAUUUUUCUUUUUCGAUUCAUUUUUUCUUUUCUUUUUUUUGUUCGGGGCACUGUCUGGAGUGUCUUAUCUCCUUCUGCCAGUUCUGCCUGUUUCCUCACCAUUAAAGGACUUC